AUGGCUCCAGAGCGUCAGAAAGCCAAAGGGACGUCAAGAACGCGAUCUAAGUCCAAGAGUUGCAAGGGAAGAGGUGUUUCUUCCUCCCGCUCGUCCGCGUCCGGCUUCUGUGCAACCCGACCUCAAGACACCAUCCUGCGAUACCUACAGUCAAGUUCGCCUCUACCCGUAGCUUCCGAAAGAAGAACGUCUCCAAGAGAAGCAAGCUCUGGCACGCUACGUUCGGAUUUCUCCUCUGCCACCAGCAACACCGAAGGCCUCGUCGCAGCAGGCACUGCGUUCCCCGAGCCAUUAUCAUCAUCAUCUGUAAGGUAG
Messenger RNA from Fusarium poae, 315 nucleotides. RefSeq lists its product as uncharacterized. Lineage: Eukaryota; Fungi; Ascomycota; Sordariomycetes; Hypocreales; Nectriaceae. The coding region runs from base 1 to 315 and encodes 104 amino acids. The record is from RefSeq and is a predicted model, not a curated record. The transcript has a single exon.